Messenger RNA from Trichoderma virens Gv29-8, 1455 nucleotides. RefSeq lists its product as uncharacterized. Lineage: Eukaryota; Fungi; Ascomycota; Sordariomycetes; Hypocreales; Hypocreaceae. The coding region runs from base 47 to 1045 and encodes 332 amino acids. The transcript has a single exon. The record is from RefSeq and is a predicted model, not a curated record.
AUCUUCCCCAUGUGAUCUCGCCAGAAAAAGGCACUCGUGGGACGACAUGAGCUGGUCAAGCCGGCUCUUAUUAUUCGCGCGCGAUGAGCGAGUAAUUUUAGUCAGCAUUGGGCUGGCGACGUUUGGCCUGCUUAGCUCGAUGGUCACAGCUCUCACGUUUAUUCGAGAUGACAAUGAGAUUCCUCCAUCGGAGCCGAAGACGCAGUACAUUACGCAGGAUACGGAGGACUCACUUCAGUCAGAGACAUUGGAAAAGCUUCUGGACCAUCCGAAUUUCUCCAUCAAGGAAAUUGCUGUCAAAAUUCUAUGCGACAGAGCCGCCAAUGACCCUGAAGUAAUAACGUACAUAUGGUUCGGCAUUACUCGGCCAGAUUACGAAGAGCGGAUGGACUCUCUUAGAACACUGGCAGUGCUCACAAGUCAGACAGGGAACGAGGGACUGGCAAGGUUGCAUGAUGCGAGAGCCUACUCGGCCUUGGUGAGGUGCAUGGAGCUGUGCAUGGAAAGCGCCGACCUCCCAGAUGUCACUGAUAUCCACUGGGACGAAUACUUCCUUCGCGACAUGGGAGAAAGAUUCUGUCUCAUGUUUAUCACAGAGCUGAUUAACAAAUACGGGGCUACUAUGCUCGUCAAGGCCAAGUUUGUUGAGAAGUGGCUCGCAAAGCAAGCUUGGGGGAGCACUGCCGAGGAAAGACGCCGCAACUUCAAGGACUACAUGGGGUUUCGAAACAACCGGAUAACCGACAUUGUGAACCGUAUCAAACAUUCGCGGCGUGGUAUACGUGCGUUGGAAAAGGCUGGGUUGAUUGACAAAGAAAGCUCUCGACGACGAAUGCGAGAGCUUCCUGAUCUGCUCAUGGAAGUCGAAGAGGAAAUUGCAGCGGGAGAACAUUCCGGAGAACAACAAAGUCGACGGACUAGGGAGCAUUCCGCAGAGGAACAGAGACUUCGACGCCAACAUCGCGAGGCCAUGGUUCUGAAUGACGGAACACGGCCUUUGGGCCGGGAAGACAUCAUUGAACGAGAUGCAUCCCCUCCAGCAUAACAGGGCAGUGCAUGUGGGCAAAAUGCACAUAUCAAAGCGCACGAUAUGAUUCUCAGACUUUGGAGGAUAGACACUCACAGCGGGACGAUAAUGUGACCGAAAUGUUUACGGGAUAUAGCUAUGCGGUUCGUACCGCCCUUCUUGGAGGCAUGUUAACCCAUCUGACAUGAAUAUAGUAGCAAGGAGACUGGGCGAUCCUAGCGAUGCCAGCUUCUUAGGUGCCUAGCAUCUCUACCGCUGUGCGUGCUCCUCUUUACGCAGGCACAACCGGGGACCUUUGGAAGGGCAUCCCUCGUUUGGUGGCUAGAUGAUCCAUGAUGCUAUCACAUGCUCUAAUUAAUAGUAAUCCGUUAUCGUCAUACUCUGUAUGAUAGAGGAAUAAAUUGAAAUAAAAAUUCAGCUGACCUUGU